Colletotrichum orchidophilum is the source of this 1689-nucleotide messenger RNA. RefSeq lists its product as uncharacterized. NCBI's taxonomy places the organism in Eukaryota, Fungi, Ascomycota, Sordariomycetes, Glomerellales, Glomerellaceae. The coding region runs from base 1 to 1689 and encodes 562 amino acids. The transcript has 2 exons. The record is from RefSeq and is a predicted model, not a curated record.
AUGGUUGAUCAAGGGAUCCACGGGAGGCGGCACCACUUCGCGGAGAAGCUUUUCAACCGCGGCCUGAUAGGCGACAUCCUCAACGCACCCGGCAACAUUGUCAGUCAGGUAUUGUCGUCGCCGGCGACGACAACCCAGGAUAACGUCCAGGCAGAGGGUACACCAGCGGCAGCGGCCACAACGCAGGCUGCUGCCGCACCGGCUGCUACGACACAAGCAGCCGCUGCUCCUGUGCCCGCGACGACAUCACCGGCCGCAGAACAACCCGUUGCAUCGCCAGCAGCAGCAACAACAAAACAAGAGCAGCAGCAAGCUGCUACGACACCGGUAGCUCAGGCACCCGCAGCGGCAGCAACAACAUCGCAACAAGAAGCUCAGGUAUCACCAACAACAGUUGCGGUGGCGAACCCUCCGGCAGCUUCAACCACGUCUUCAAUAGAGGCUGCUGCUGCUGCUUCGUCUACACCUCCUGCAGCUGUCACAACUGUCCCAGCAGCAGCUGAGAAUGCAGCUUCAUCACCGGUGCUGUCACAGGCAUAUACAUCACAGGGAACGGCAACAGGCGUGAUCAGUGCUGAGGCUGGAGAAGCAUCAAGUACCAGAUCUGAUGUCGCCAAUACCACGCAAACACCGGCGUCGAAUCAUGAGAAUAAGCCACCAUCAAACAACCAGGGACCCUUGGUUGCCACCGGGGUUGUGUUGGGUAUCGUAGUAUUGAUGGGACUCUCACUCUUGAUAUUCUGGUGCUGCCGCCGGAGGAGGAGAGCGGCACACCAACGCCAUGAACCCAUCGCUCCCGAGAGUCCUAACAACGAGUACGGUCCUGCCUCGCCUUUCCGCGACCAUAUCGAUCACAGCUUCUCUGAGAUGACUGAAACUGAGAUGACCGAAAAUCAUACCAUUGCCAGUGAAGAUGAAUCCACCAUCCAACACCCUGAACCUGGCUACCAGCCUUCCAGCCAGCCACCAAUGUCGCCCCAAACCCAGGACACACCGAGAACAAACCCAUAUGCAGCCACACCUUUCUCAUACGCCCAAGCACAGCAAUACGUUCAAUCGCUCGCAGGCACAGGAACCUUUGGGUUUCCUCCGCCGCCUCCUAUCCCUGAGCCAUCACCUAUCCGCAUCUUUAGAUGGCCGACUCGCUCGUCUCGCAGCGGCAACUCCACACCCAGCGUCUUCUCCGGCUUACGUACGCCAAAGACGCCCACUCGCGCUCUUUCCCGGGCGUCUCAGAGUACCAUGUCAUCAAUGCUGUGGCACGGCCGCAGAGACGUCGCCCGAAGGACGAUAUCCCGGAGUCCCGGCUCGCACAAGUCGACUCACAACGUUUCUUCCCUCAGCCCUGAGAGCACGAUGCCAGAGGGCCUCCACACGCCCAUCCUGGACUGGCUUCACUGGAUCCGUGGUCAUCAGCAGGUGGAGCCCGAUCCGGAGAUGAACCACCGAAAGAGCUUCGCCAGCACGACGGAGAGCUCCAUUUCCGAAACAAGCGUCGCGAGCACUGCUAGCAGCGAUGUCUUCUCGCCCACACUCCUUUCUUAUCACCCUCCGGCCACCACGCCGAGCAUCACUCCCGAGACCUUUCAAUAUCUCCCUCUUCCUCUGUUUAAUAAGAGGCGCAGCGAUGUUCAAAGUGAGGUCACGAUGGAAGCGUCUGGAACUAUCCGCAUCCCGAGUUUUGGGUGA